Serendipita indica DSM 11827 is the source of this 2337-nucleotide messenger RNA. NCBI's taxonomy places the organism in Eukaryota, Fungi, Basidiomycota, Agaricomycetes, Sebacinales, Serendipitaceae. The record is from the annotation of a GenBank genome assembly.
AUGAUAGAUCAUGUCCUAGGGCGUCCCAGCGAGUCCUGGAAGCGCACACAGGUGCUCCUCGUCCUCUUCUUCUGGGUCGGCAUCAUCGCAAACGGUCCACGGAACCCUCCCGGUCCUGAAUUUAUAGCCAAGAUCAACAGAUUUCUAAAACGGUUCUCGCCCUGGCAGAUCAUCCUGUCCUCGUUUACGAUUGCAUAUGCCGCACGGAACUUGGAUAAUAUUCUAGGACUCGGUGCUCCCGAGCCCCUCGCUAGGCUUUACUCACGAUCCUACUACCGUGCGACCUAUGUUGCCACCGCGCUCGAUGUUGGCUUUUGCCAGGCCAUGAACAUUCACCCAAAGCCUCUUCGAGACAUCUGCUCUAUUCUAUUCUCGCUCUACUAUCUCUUUUACGCAAAUGCUGCAGACGAAAAGCUUCGCAAAUACCGGGCCACGUGUACCGUCGAGACGCUUCGAGUGACGUGGGAGAAGAUGGAGAAUCCAUAUCUUCGCGCCUUUACGUACUUCCACCGCCCUAGUCUUCCAGUCGCGAGACAGAUACUCCUCCCAAGGCCCGCACAGUCUCAUUCUCGAAAGCCAGUCAAAGCAUGGCUCUUCUUCGCGCGUCCGGAACACGAGCUGGAGAACACGACCGACUUAAUACUCGAUAUCCCUGGAGGUGGUUUCGUCAGCCUGGGACCAAGACAUCACGAGGAACGACUUCGUCGAUGGGCGCUUGUAUCCGGUCGCCCUGUGCUCUCCAUCGACUAUGGCAAGGCUCCAGAAUAUCCUUACCCAUGUGCCAUUGAAGAAUGCUUUGAUGUUUACCAAUUGCUCGCCGAGUCGCGAGGAGCUGCUAUUGGAAUGUCGGGCAAGGUCCUAAACAUUAUCAUGACGGGAGACUCCGCGGGAGCAAAUAUCAUUUGUGGCGUAAUGUUCAAGCUGCUGGAAACUGCCCCAAAGAUGCAACAACCAUGUGCACUGGUUCUCAAUUAUGCCUGCCUCGAUUUCAACUUUGGAUCGUGGAUGACUCCGGCCAAUUUGCGAGUCCUUCGCGCCGAAGCGUCAUCAGGCCAUAUCCAGGGUGUCGAAGAAUCCAAGGCGCACACGGAUCAUCGAUCGCCAUUGGCGACUGUUCGAGACGUGAGCAUUCGCCGAGUACGACGAAAGGGUAGCUGGGGUCGCCUCUCCCUCACAGGUCUUGCGUCCCGACUAUCAUCCAGCUCAUUGGACGAAGGGGAGACUACGCCACGUGGCGGCAAAGCCCGUCCAUCCUUGCAACGUGCGAGGACUGGGCCACACAAGACACCAGCAUCGCAGGAUGAUGAUGCAGACGACGAGUACUAUCCGUUGGAGGAACACGAAAAGCCCAUCUCACAGCGUGUACUUUGGACUGCAGAGUCUGUGCGCGAGCGGCAACCUGAGCUCGAAGUCGUUAUGGAGGAGGAAAAGACCAGGGCUUUGGAGGCUAGCAAGACGCGCGCGGGUGCAGGAACAAAGCUGACCAUGACGAGUCGCUCGGGGUUCUUUGCGGACCGGAUUAUCACACCGGCCAUGAUGCGAGCCAUGGCCAUUCUCUAUCUGGGACCGGUCGCGAAUCCAGACUUUGAGCGUGACUAUUACAUUUCCCCUAUUCUCGCUCCAUCGACCCUGCUCGCACAGUUUCCGCCCAUCUUGAUGACAUGUGGAGAAAAGGAUCCAUUCGUUGACGAUACUGUCAUUUUCGCUGGCCGUGUCCGAGAAGCGAAGCGCGCACUCAAAGCUGCACUACAGAUGGAGGUCGCCGGCAAAAGCGCACGCUUUGCUGACAAGCGUAAGACACGUAUUCUCGAAGAGAAUGAGGAUGAUUGGGUGCAGAUGGAGCUGUUUGAGGGAUGGAGUCAUGGGUAUCUGCAAAUGGCGGCGUUGAUGAGCGAGGCUGUCGAAGCCAUUGUCCGAAUGGGCCAGUGGAUCGAUAGGGCAUUUGUCCAGUACGGACAAAGGGUUCCACCGACGCCACAGAGUCCCACCUCGAGACGUUAUUCGGACAAGGCCAAGGGGACUGUCACCACAUUGCCGACAGCAGAACUCAAGGCGAGCUCCCGGAGGCAAGCUCCAGACCUUGGGGGGAUUAUCGUGUCUUCAGAGACGGAGACGGAAGCAGAGGGACUGGUCAUGCCGUCUAGAUCACGCAAACGGAGCCCUCCUCCGAGUUUUAGCUCUGUUGCAACGGAGAAGCCGAGAAUGGAGGUCGUAGUGUCGUCUGGAGAGACACUUGUGGGUACUCCUCCUGCUACAGUGCCCACCAAGCCGCUCAGAGGCUUGUUGGACGAGGCCGAGCUCAUCAGGCGACGAAGGCUCGAGGCUGCAAUAGAGUAG